Molecule: messenger RNA, 480 nt
Organism: Macrosiphum euphorbiae (potato aphid)
Lineage: Eukaryota; Metazoa; Arthropoda; Insecta; Hemiptera; Aphididae
Source: the annotation of a GenBank genome assembly
AUGUGUAUCCGGCCGGCUCGGCGGCGGCGUCAACAGCGGGCAUCGGUGCCGUUAGUCACUCACGGCACGUUCUGCUUGUUAUAUUCGUUUUAUUUAAUAAAAAAACAAUUAAAAGUCGACACAUAUACAGAGGGACGACGUCGGUCGGGAUUGUUCAGCCGGCGAGGCGUGCUCGGCAAAACAAUCACAUUAUUAUUUUCCCGUGUAGGUAUAUUGUCGCAGCGGCGAAUGCGCACACGCACGUCUGUGACGCGAGCGACCGCGCGAGUGAGACGCAGACAGAGUGAACCGCGGUCGCAGGCUAUCGGCAAUCGGUGUGAGAGAGAGAUAGUGAAGAGAUUCGCGAUCGACGACGACGAUGAUGAUGAUGGUAAUAAUAAUGCGGAUAAUCGGUUGUGCUGCAGCGGGGACGCCGCCGCGGCCGAUAUGCGUGCGGCGACGGCGGACGACACUGGUAUUGAAUCUGUAAACGCGAAAUGA